GGGGAUCUGUGGAUGACACUGUUAUGGGGGAUCUGUGGGUGACACAGUUAUGGGGGGAUCUGUGGAUGACACACGUAUAGCAUCUUAUGCUAGUCCCCUCAUGGCCCCAUGUGUUACAGUAUUACGUUAUUAAUGUGUCCCCUCAUGUCCCUGUGUGAAUAGUGACCCUAUUACACCGGGCCCUGCUCACAGCAGUCUUUACAUGUAAAGUCUGUUUAUUUAAUGCUCAAGCAGUGGCUCUGGUUUGUUAAACUAGCGUAAUCUUCUGUAGUAGUAUUCACUAUCAAAGCAGAGGUCAGGCCGGCAGCGUAACGUCAAUCACUCAGUCAUGCUCCUGCUCCGCCAGCUUUGUAAAUGAAGUGGGCCCGCCGCUUUGAUAUCGAGUACUACUACAGACGAUUACACUAGUUUAACAAACCAGAGCCACUGCUUGAGCAUUAAAUAAACAGUUACAUGUAAAGACUGCUGUGAACGGGGCCUGGUGUAAUGGAGUACAGCGACUGCACCGGGCCCCGCCGCGAGUGCAACAGCAGUUGCCGGCCAACAGCCCCUCCUCCCACCCCGCGCGAUAGAGGUUUACUGUAACUGAUACAUCGCAGGCCGCGCUGUGCAGCAUAGCGGAGGGCGAUGUAUCAGUGUCAGACAUUUAAAAAUUGCACCAUUCGCUUUAUAAGACUCACUGCCAUUUCCCCCCCACUUUUGGGGGGAAAAAGUGUAUCUUAUAAAGCGAAAAAUAAGGUACAUACUGUAUACCACAUGAUCAGAUUUUUUAAGCUAUAUCUAAGACCAGAGCAUAGGACUGUAGACUUUGCCCUUGGAGAAUGUGGAAACCCUGUGGAGAGGAGGAAGAAUGUGUAUAAUUGUGAGCAAACAGCAUUUCACCCCCUCCCUCUCCUUUCCAUUUAAUGUAAAGGACAUUGUAUCUAUAGCAGCUUCAGUGACAUGGCUGUGCUAAACUCCACAACAGUUAGCUUGGUGGGCUUUGCCACCAUCAUCAUAGUCCUUUUUUAUGCAAAAAUAAUAUGGAGACGAAGGAAGCUGCCACCUGGACCAUUUCCAAUUCCCCUUUUGGGGAACGUUCUGCAACUUAGGUCUGAAGGACUAUUGCCAAGCUUAAUAAAGAUGGCAGAAAUAUAUGGUCCGGUUUAUACCGUACACUUUGGAUCCAGGCCCACAGUCAUUGUUGUUGGCUAUCAGGCUGUGAGAGAAGUGCUGAUAGACUUUGGAGACAUUUUCCUAGGGCGAGGAACUGUUCCUGUAUUUGAGAGGUUUUACAACAACAGUGGGCUGACACUCCUUAAUGGAGAGCACUGGAGACAAAUGAGACAAUUUUCCCUCCUGACCCUGAAGGACUUUGGAAUGGGUAAAAAGAGCUUGGAAGAACCAAUCCAGGUAGAAGCCCAGCACCUUGUAGAUUACUUCAGAAGCUCUAACAAACAACCCAUAAACCCCAGCACAAACUUAAGUUGUGCAGCUUCCAAUAUCAUUGCUUCUGUACUGGUGGGAAUACGUUAUGAAUACACUGAUCAAAAGUGGAUGAAAAUCCUCCAAGACAUGAGGCAUUCAUUUGAAAUAAUUUCUUCUGUCUGGGGCCAGAUGUAUGACAUGUUUCCAGCGAUCAUGUAUUAUUUACCUGGACCCCAUAGAAAAAUGUUUGAUCUUUUGAAAGAACUAAAAGAAGUUGUGAAGGAGAGUGUAAAAAUUCACGAGGAAACUGUGGAUCCUGCCUGUCCUCGGGAUUACAUUGAUUGCUUCCUCAUCAGGAUGAGACAGGAAAAUGUAGAUUCCAAAAGCUGUUUUUAUAAAGCAAACUUGAUAGCAACAGUAUUUGACAUGUUCCUCGGAGGAGCUGAGACCACCUCAGUAACACUUCAUUUUGGUAUCUUGCAUUUUAUCAAGUAUCCGGAGAUUCAAGAUAAACUACAUGAGGAAAUUGAUCAGAUGAUUGGAAAGACUCGGGAACCAAAGGUAGAGGAUAGAAGCCGGAUGCCAUAUAUGAAUGCUGUAAUCCAUGAGAUCCAGAGGAUAAGCGAUGUCCUCCCCAUGGGUUGUAUCCGCUCCGCUACCACAGAUGUGACCCUUCGUGGAUACAAAAUCCCCAAGGACAUGGACGUUUUGCCAUUGCUGACUACUGUCUUACGAGAUCCGUCACAAUUUGAAACUCCUGGGAAAUUUAACAUACACCACUUUUUGGAUGAAAAUGGAAAGUUUAAGAAAAAUAAUGGAUUUAUGCCAUUCGCAGCAGGGAAGAGAGCAUGUGUCGGUGAAGGUUUGGUCCACAUGCAACUCUUUAUCUUUUUCACUACUAUCCUACAAAAGUUCACCCUGAAGUCAGUUGUAGACCCUAAGGAUCUUGAUGUUUCUCCAACAGAAAGUGGCAUAGAAAAUAUACCACCAUCUCACAAAGUUAUCUUCAUUCCUCGGGACUGAAACAAGUCUUGGCUCCCCUGUAUUAAUUGUCUUAAGACUACUUAUCAUAUUAUCUGUAAUUAUGUGUGAGUGGUCUACUUUAUAUAAUCAUGUGUGACUAGUAAAUAUAUUACAAGAUAGCUGUCAAUGCUCAACAACCUGAAUGCUGUAGAUGGACUGGAGAAUCUGGUGUAGUGGGAGUCCCUAUUACUGGGGUCCAGAUGGCAUUAAACUGCAUUGUUCU
Bufo bufo (common toad) is the source of this 2653-nucleotide messenger RNA. Its product is annotated as cytochrome P450 2A6-like. Bases 943 to 2430 code for a protein of 495 amino acids. NCBI's taxonomy places the organism in Eukaryota, Metazoa, Chordata, Amphibia, Anura, Bufonidae. The transcript is spliced from 9 exons. Gene Ontology annotation, biological process: xenobiotic metabolic process. Gene Ontology annotation, molecular function: heme binding; oxidoreductase activity, acting on paired donors, with incorporation or reduction of molecular oxygen, reduced flavin or flavoprotein as one donor, and incorporation of one atom of oxygen; iron ion binding. Gene Ontology annotation, cellular component: intracellular membrane-bounded organelle; cytoplasm. The record is from RefSeq and is a predicted model, not a curated record.